CUCAUUAGCCAGCGGCGUCGCCGCGAUGAACUUGUCGGGAACCUGAGGCCGGAGCCCAGCCGAGCCGCGCCAGGGACGGCGGAACCGGAGCCGCAGCCGCCCUCCAAGCCAGGCAGGCAGGCAGGCAGGCAGGCAGGCGGGCCCCGCGCCGGGCGCUCCCGAGUGGAUGUAAAGCGCUGGGCCGGCGCCGCUCCAAGAUGCUUCUAGUUUCCCCGCGGGUAGAAGCACCACGCAUGGAGCCCCACAUCACGGAAAGAAUUCGCAGCUCUCCUCGCUUGAAGGGAUAACGCAGAAGAGACGUUCCCGUCGAGAAACUGAUUGGGCCAAACGUCUGUUUUCAAAGGAUGCUACGGACUCUGCAAUUCCUUCCGAGCUUUGUCUGAGACGGUUUUGCAGAAACCGUGCACGGAGGGGGAUCCGUGAAGAGGAAAGUGGCAGAUGACGCGUCUCCAGCCUCCGGCACCAUGCCUGACGUCCUCUUCCCGAGCGAGAGCAAGCGACUUUGUCUUGAUGACGUCACUCUUGCCAUGGGUCCCGGGACCAAUUCUGUUUCAUGCCCCGAUAUGCAAAACUCUCCAUUUUCAACCAAUCACGGGACUUCCUCGAUGCCCGGACAUGGAAUGCUCCUUGAAAAUAACCACAUGAACGGGAGCGGGAUUGGCUCUCCAUUUUCCGUCCCACCUAACACUGAAGUUGGGCAGAAAGGGCCCCUCGGGGGCCAUUACGGCGAAAAAGGGAGCAACAUGCACGCCGUGGACCAGGAGCUUCAAGAUUUGUUGGAAGAAUUGACCAAGAUGCCGGACCCUUCUCCCAACGAGUUGGACCUUGAGAAGAUCUUAGGGAGCAAACCUGAAGAGCCCAUGGGGAACCUGGCUCACCCGCCCUCAGCCAUGAACAACUCUUCCAAAUCUUCUCCGCAGGCUACCCCCUUGGACAAUCACCUCCCUAACAAAGAUUUUUCUCCUGGUUGCAACCCAAGCGGUGGGUCCCCUCAGAUGACGCCUUCUUCUGGAGCCAGCUACUCGGUUCCGUCUCAGAACAAGGCUGUCGCUUCGCCCAUUUCUUCAGCCACACCCAACAAGGGUCAGAAUCAGGCCAUCCACAUGCCUGGGACAAACUGGCAUGCCCAGCAGUUGAAGCACUUAGCCAGCAAGCAAGCUCCAACUUCCAAGCCCCCAACUCCAAACUGGCCCACCAUAUCUUCUCAAGGUCUCUCGCCUCCUUACCGGCAGGGGUCUUCUCCGCACCACCAGCCCUUCAGUCCUCAAAAUGUCAUGAUCUCCAACAUGACUCCGAACGGCCUUCCAGGAAGCAACAUUCAGAGUCCGCAGAACCCUCUGCUCUCCAGCAUCACGUCCAACAGUAACCCUCCCGGAGGUCUAUCUCCACCUUUUGGGCCAGAGAAGCUCUCCAGUCCGGUCCUCAAUCAGCAGUCGUUCAGCCCUCCGAACUCCAUCAUGCCGAACAUUUCAGCCAACAGCAUUAAGAGUUCUCCCAACCCUUUGGGGCCUCCCAAUGCUGGACCUUCACCGUACAGACCGGAGAAGCUUUCUAGCCCGGCUUUGCACCAACAACCUUUCAGCCCUCAAAGCACCUUGAUCACCAACCCCACCCCGACCGGCAACCCCGCCAACAUGCCAGGUUCCCUCUACAAACCCAUGCCGUCCGCCCAGUCCAAGAACAUGAACGUCAUCAUGACGCAGUCUUCCAACAACAUCCAAACGGGGUUGGGGAACGAAGGUCCUGUUGCCCAAGACCAGUUUUCCUUCAGCAAUACCAAGCCCCUCUCCCAUUUCAGUUCGGAGACCACCCCUCCCCAGAAGAUGUCGCCGAUGGCUUCCACCACGGGGCAGCAGUCACUCAUGCACUAUCUUCAGCAACAAGCUGCAACCUCGCCACAAUCCCAGCAAGUCAACAACAACCAGUUCCUUCAGCAGCAGCUCCGGCAGUUGAUGCAACCGUCUCGGAUGCAACAACGGCACGUCCAGCCCUCCCCGUUGUCAUCACAGGUGCGACAGGACCAGGCACCUGGCAUCGGUGCUCGGAUGCAAGAGCCAGGAGUCCCUGCCAACUCAGGGUCAGUGCCUGCCCAGGCUCCACCCUUGGUGAAUGACUACACCAUGAGGAACCAACUCCUAAAGCAGCAAAUUAUGAGACGGCGGCAACAGCAGCAACAACAACAGCAGCAGCAGCAACAACAACAACAACAACAACAGCAACAACAACAACAACAACAACAACAGCAGCAGCAACAGCAGCUCCAGGAAAAGCAGAGGCAUGGCAUGAUGGGUGUGGCCACUGAGCAAAGGAGUCCUUUUGUGGGACAACAGAUGAACCAGUUUCCUGCAGUUUCGCAGUCCCUGCCAACCGACUGCAGCCAGUCCAUGCAAUCCCCUGGCUCCAGCCACCGCAUGAUGCCACCUGGCCAAGGGAUGCUCCAGAGCUCCUUGGGCCCCGGCCUUGGGCCCGCCGCCGUGAACCAGAACCCCGGAGCCAUGGUGAUGAUCCCCCAUAACCCCAACAAGCAACCCGCCAUCUUCCCCCCAAAUACCGAUUUCAACCUCCCGCUCCGAGGAAGCCAAAACUCGUUGGCCAUGACUUCGGGAUGUCAAACCGUUCACAGCCAUCCCGCGGCCCGGCCAGGGAUGGCUGCACCCAACUUCGCCACUGGGGCUUUGGUCUCCCAUUCUUCCGCCCAGCAGCACUUGAGGCAACCCGCCAUGGCCAGGAUGCCCGCCAUCUACUCCAAUUCUUCGGCGCCGAUGUGGACGCCAACCGUCAUCCCCAGGAUGCCCAGCCAAAAUCCGAUGGAGGCCACCAUGCACCAGUUCCCGAACAACCCCAUCUUCUCCAAACAGAACAUCAGGUCAAGCAUCCCCAGCCAACCGUUUUCUCACCAAGCUGGGCCUCCACCCAACCAGAUUGUUCCUGGGAUGCAGGCCAGACAGAUGCAAAAAAUGAACCUUGGACCUUCUAACCAAAGUUUAAUCCCUCCAAAUAAUCAGAACCUGAGACAUGGUUUAACCAGAGGACCCUUGCCAGCUGCCAUGAAUGUUAUGAAAUCCAUGACCCAAGGGGUCUCGGGGUUCAGCCAACUCAACGCUGGCCCAGCCGUUGGGCCACCCAGUUAUCCAGGCUCGGCUGGGCAGUCCUCUGUAACGUUCAACAGGAUGAACGCUGCUUUGGAGUUGUCGCCGCAAUACGACUUUGUACCCCAACAGAACAACGCCAUGUUGCCCGGGACGUGCAGCGAAGCUGACUUGAUCGACUGUUUGAUGAAGAACAGCGGUGGCACGGAUGAAGACUGGCUAAAUAAUUUGACAUUGAUAGAUGAUAUUUUGGGACAACACAUUCAGAGCGCCGGACAUGUCUGACUCUCGAGAGGAACGGAAGGAAGUGUAAAUAAUUUUGCAGGAUCUGGAAUGGAACCCAAGCAGUGACAAAAACAUAUUUUAAAUAAUCUUUUUUUUUUCCCCUGAAUCGAAAGGGGGAAAAAAAGGAUGUCCACGUUGCUUAACUGCCCUCGGGUGGGAUUUUGGUUUUUUUCCUUUGUUUUAUUGGGGUUUUUUUUUCAAGCAGCUGUGUACAUAUUUGAAUAUUUUGUAAAUUAUGUUUUCCUAAACAUUAAAUAUGGAAGUAUUUAUACUUCUUUGCUGGACGCUGUAAAUACCUUAUAGACUACCUUUUUUUUUUCUUAUAUUAUAGGAAUUACACUUUGUUCUAAAUAUGCAAAUAUUAUUGUUAGUUCCAGUAAUACUGUGUAUUACAGCAUCAAAUAUUUUAUGUUUUUGACAUAACGUAUGAAUGAGGGGUGCCCUGGAAAACAGAAUAAACCGAAAGUAAAAUCCGCAGCUAUUCUUAACUUCCCUCCUUCACCUUGUGCAAAUUGGAUAAAUUCCCGUUUUUUUCAUCGGCCGCCAAAACAACUUCACAAAAUAGCUCUGUGGGACAAGCUCCUACACGAAAUGGAAAAAUGUUGGGGUUUGUGGUUUUUUUCCCAUCUGGGGGUUUCUUCAUGCAGUGAGUCUCUUCUCACGGCACGAUCUUAAGGGGGACAGGCAAAAUUUGGGGUGGGGUCAGUAGUGGGUUUCAUUUACUUUCGCUUCUGGUUUGGAACUGUGAGUGCUCACGUGUGGCGCUUCUGCGCAUGCGCAGGACCUUCUGCACAUGCGCAGAGCGUCCGUGAUGACAUCUAGGCAUGUGGGUGGAGCCCCCACCGCUACCAGUUCACCCGAACCGGGGCGAACCGGUAGAAACCCACCACUGGGUGGGCUGUUGCUUGCAUUGGAAAGCCAAUCCUUUGAAUCUGAUGUAGUCUGUGUAAAAAAAUAAUAAAAACAAAACAAAACUGUG
Ahaetulla prasina is the source of this 4353-nucleotide messenger RNA. It is a transcript of the gene MAMLD1, whose product is annotated as mastermind like domain containing 1. NCBI's taxonomy places the organism in Eukaryota, Metazoa, Chordata, Lepidosauria, Squamata, Colubridae. The record is from RefSeq and is a predicted model, not a curated record. The coding region runs from base 465 to 3374 and encodes 969 amino acids. The transcript is spliced from 6 exons. Gene Ontology annotation, biological process: regulation of transcription by RNA polymerase II. Gene Ontology annotation, cellular component: nuclear body.